Tetranychus urticae (two-spotted spider mite) is the source of this 1088-nucleotide messenger RNA. RefSeq lists its product as uncharacterized. Lineage: Eukaryota; Metazoa; Arthropoda; Arachnida; Trombidiformes; Tetranychidae. The record is from RefSeq and is a predicted model, not a curated record.
ACCAUUUGAACACAUAUAUAAUCGAACAUCUCGGCAAUCAAAGUUAAUCAACGACAACAGUAGUUAACAGUAACAUCAAUCUAUCAAAACCAAAUUGAAAAUGGCUCUUCUGAAAUUGGCGCUUCUUUCUCUCCUCAUUGUAACAGCAGUCUCGUUAACCUCAUGUCAAGGUCAAUCAAUAACAGUUAAUUCAACUGAAACUGAAGUAGCCGAUAUAACUGAAAGACCAGAGGCAGAGGAGACUGAAAUUGAAACCGAAACUGAAUCUGAAAAUGAAAACGAGAAAGAGGUGGAAAAACCUGAAAAUGAAGAGAAGGAAAAACCAGAAAAGAACGAAAAUGAAAAGCCAGAAAAAGACGAGAAUGAAAUAGAUUUAGAGGACGAUGCUAUCCCUGAAGUUCGAUGUUUGCGUAAAUACAAUAAUCUUAAUUGUACUGAUGGUCAACGUAAACAAGCAAUUGCAGACUACAAAAUGGCUAGACAGCAGCUGAUUCAAACGCUCCUCAAUUCAUCAAGUUUGUUGAAUAGUUCAUCAUCAACACCAAAUCUCAACAAUUCAUCUCUAACAACAUUAACACCACCAUCCUCAUCACAAUCAGCAUCUGUAUCAUCUUUAAAUUCCUCUGGGUCGAUUUACUGUGAUCGCGCAAUUCAGCUUCUUAAUGGUGUCGAUGGAUAUGCACGUUUCAAUGAUUUGUGCCAAGCUCGAGUUUUUGGUAAAAAAUACAAUCCAGAUUUUUGGAUUAAAAAGUGCAGGAAGGCUCUUAAACGUCAUUAAACAACAAUCGCAGUUAUAAUUUGAUUUUUUAUUUGCCAAAGUGUAUGUUCAUCUUACACUGUUAUUGAGCGAUGCAAUUGUCUAUCAUUAUCUGGAUUGGUGAAUAAAAUCACCACAAAAUCAUAUCCUGGGCCCAUUAUUCAAUCAACCUCUUCCACCUUAUUAUCUCAAAAUUUCACAGCAAUUCAUAUUUGAUAAUAUUUAUAUUGUUAUAUUAAUAUAAACUGAUUAAUCUAGAAACUCUCUGUUACCUUUUGUUAAUCGAAUGGAAUAUUUAUUAAAUAUUUUAAUAAAAUUGUUUUAAUUUCAA